Molecule: messenger RNA, 2644 nt
Organism: Cyprinus carpio (common carp)
Lineage: Eukaryota; Metazoa; Chordata; Actinopteri; Cypriniformes; Cyprinidae
Source: RefSeq, a predicted model, not a curated record
UCUACUGCGCAGACUCGGCAUCCAAAAAAAGAUAAAAGCGGCAGCAACAUAGUUUCACUUUUCUUACUGUAAGGAAGCGGGACGCCUCGUCCAUCCUUUCCUAAAGAUUUGUUGUUGUUUUUGUGUUUUACAUUAAGCGACUGUUCCGCUCGUCUCUGAAUAUCUUCCAAGGAUUCAAAUACUAGCUAUAUACUUUUAAGCGAAACGAGUGAAGGCUAUCUUUGCACCUCUGGGCGCGGCUCCUGAGGGAAGAACGCAAUGGAGAUUCAGCGAAACAGCAGAAUAUUAAAUCAUCUCCAGAAAUCAUUUGUAUUAUAUUCACUGCUCUACGAAAACACGCAGGGGAUAAUAUUGUUGUCCCUGUUGCUUCUGGGCGGUGUUUGUAAUGCAGAAACAGAAGAGAAAAUGCCAGUGAUGGAAGGAGAUUCUGUAACUCUACACACUAAUCUUUCUGAAAUACUGGAUAAAGAUACAAUACUCUGGGGGUUUGGACCUAGAGAAUUAAUCAUAUCUCAGAUAACGAGAAAGGAAGACUUGACCUCAUUUUUUGUCACUGAUGAAGUGAGUUUCGCAGGCAGAUUGCAGGUGGACCAACAAACUGGCUCUCUCACCAUCAGAAACAUCAGAAACAGACACUCAGGACAAUAUAAACUAACGAUCUCUAGAGAGAAGACCAGAUACAGGAUAUUUCAUGUGCAUGUCUUUGAUGUGGCUGGUAAGAAAGAUGGAGUGAAGUCAGUGUCAGUGAAUGAAGGGGAAUCUGUCGUUCUACAGAAUGAUGCUGCUGAAUUACAGAAAGAUGAUCUGUUAAUUUGGAGGUUUGGAGAUGAAGGCAUCCUCCUAGCUAAAAUAGAUGUAGAAACUAACAAUCACUUAUUAAAUGAUGAUGAUGAACGAUUCAGAAACAGACUACAACUAAAUCAAACUGGAUCUCUGACCAUCACAAAUGCCAGAACCGAACACGCUGGACUGUAUGAAGUACAGAUCAGAGGCCGCGGGAGCUCAAAGCAGUUCCUUGUUUCUGUCAGGGCUGAUUUGAGUUCAGCUGUCAUAGCUGGAAUAGUUGUUGCUGUUCUGCUGGUAGCCGGACUUUUAACUGCUGUUGUGAUUUACUAUCGCCGCAGGAUCACUGAAGUAAAAAAUCAAGAGGUUACAGUUGAAGAGGAGAAAGUGUCAGAAAUGGAAGGAAGAACUGUCGCUCUAAAGACUGGUACUAAACUACAUGACGGUGAUGAGAUAAAGUGGUGGUUUGGAGAUGACAACAAUCCCAUAACCAAAUUCAGUGAAUGGACCAUUACAGACGCUGAUAUAAAUUGUGAUGUUACUGAUGAGAGAUUCAGAAACAAAGUGCAGAUGGGUGGUAAGAGUGGAGAUCUCAUUAUCAGUUAUAUCAGGACCAUUCACUCUGGAGUCUACAAAGUACAGAUCACCGGCAAAACCAAAAAAACCAAAUACAAGAUAUUCAUUGUAACUGUCAAUGUGAUGAAAGUGCCAGUGAAGGUUGGAAAUCCUGUCACUCUAGAGACUGAUAUUAAAAUAGAGGAAGGAGAUCUGAUACUGUGGACCUUUGGAGUUAAAAACUGUCUAAUUUUUAAAAAUGAAUCAGGACCAACUAGUUUUGUGAGAGCUUCAGAGGCAGACUGCAGCUGAAUAAACACAAUGGAUCUCUGACCAUCACAAACAUCACCGACGCAGACUUUGGGCAUUUUCAACUACAGGUCCUCAACGGCAAACGGAACAGAUUCAGGAGAUUCAAUGUGAUCAAAGCUUCCAAAGAAAACAAAGAGACGGAAUCGAUGGAAAGGACCCCACUGCGAUCUCAAGAGGGUGUGGAUGAAGAGGAUGAGCAGCAGGGGACGAGUUCACUUUAAUAAGACACGCCCACCACUGUCAGUCUUUGUGACAUCAUCAACUGAACAAUGUCCCUGCGUCUCAAUGUUCAUACUAUCCAUCCUAAACAGUAUGUGAGAUUAGAAUUAGUGUGUCCUAAAGCAUAGUUUGUUAAAAAAAGAGUAUGCCAAAAUUCCCCGGAUGGUCUACUAUUUCAGAUCAAUUUUUGAAGUGUGGAUCCGUUCACACUCUAAUGGCUAAAAUGAAGGAUUCAGUCCAGAACUUCAAGCACAAAUAAAAGGCGUUAGAAAAACUACAAAUUUGGUGGAUGCGUGUGAUUGACAGUUAGGUAGAGAGGUUUACAAACUGGGGUUCAGGCGUAAUUUGCGAGUGGGACGGGUGGGACGUGUCCCCACCACUUUUUGCAGGGUCGAUAUUAUCCCUACCACUUUUUGAAAGGUCUAAUUGAAAAAUAUCUUGUGGAAGAUAUGUUUUAAAGGGAAAACAAGAUCAACAAAUCAUUCUUCAUAAUCUAAUUAGGGUGAUAUAUAUAAAAAAAAAAAAAAAAAAACAACAACAACAUUUGACUCCUUAGCAUGCAUAACUCGUGCAGCGCAAUAAUGACGUGAUUUGCAGCUGUCGCACUUUUCGGAAUAUCAUUAUAGCAUUUUAUUUUAAAAAUGGAGCGCUUCCUUGUUCUAAGUAGGCCUGCCCUAAAGAUUGUUCUAGUCAACUAGUCACAAGUUAUAUUAAAUUAAUUAAUAUAAUAAUAUAUUAACCAUACAUAAUAUCAGAUGUGGAAAGAGUACAAAAA